AUGUCACACUACCCAGGCCAAGGAUAUCAUGGCGAUGGAGGCGGAGGCGGCGGCUAUGGAUAUGGUCCUCCCUCCGGGCCUCCCCCUCCCCAACAACAGUACGGAGGCCAACAACAAUAUGGUGGUCAACAGCAAUAUGGUGGCCAGCAGCAAUACGGUGGCCAGCAGCACCACGGUGGCUAUUCCGGAAGCCAGUCUGGAGGUCAGAGAUACCCUCCUCCGCAACACCCUCCCCCUCCAGGCCUCGACGCUUACGGCUAUCCUCUCCCACAAGGCCAGCACAAUUAUGCCCAGCACGCUCGAGCCGGCCCACCUCCUCCCUCUGUGCCCCAGCAGUUCGGUCACGGUGCCCCCGAAGGUUAUACUUUCCAAUACUCCAACUGUACCGGUCGACGCAAGGCUCUUCUCAUUGGUAUCAACUACUUCAACCAGAAAGGCGAACUUCGCGGCUGCGUCAACGAUGUCCACAACGUGUCGGCGUUCCUUGUUGAGCGCUAUGGUUACAAGAGAGAGGAUAUGGUCAUCUUGACCGACGAUCAAUCCAACCCUGUUAUGAGACCUACCAGGGAAAACAUCAUUCGCGCCAUGGGCUGGCUUGUGUCAAAUGCACAGCCCAACGAUGCUCUGUUCCUCCACUACUCUGGCCACGGUGGCCAGGUUGAAGACGUGGAUGGCGACGAAGAUGAUGGCUACGAUGAGUGCAUCUACCCCGUUGAUCACACUGAAGCCGGUCCCAUUGUCGAUGACGAGAUUCACUACCGUGUCGUGAAACCCUUGGGACAAGGUGUCCGUCUCACUGCUAUCUUCGACUCGUGCCAUUCUGCUACAGUCAUGGAUCUUCCAUACGUCUACUCAACCAAGGGUGUUUUGAAAGAACCCAACCUCGCCAGGGAAGCUGCAUCUGGUAUCUUCGACGCUUUCAAGGCAUACUCUAGUGGAGAUAUGGCUGGCGCCGCGGGUUCCAUCUUCAGCUUUGCUAAGACAGCUUUUAGAGGUGACGAUGCGUAUGUGAAGACCAAGGAGACACGAACAUCGCCCGCCGAUGUUAUUAUGUGGUCAGGAAGUAAAGAUGACCAGACAUCAGCCGAUGCCACCAUCAACGCGCAGGCUACCGGCGCCAUGUCGUGGGCUUUCAUCUCAGCAAUUAAGGCAAAUCCUAAGCAGAGCUAUGUCGAAUUGCUCAACAGCGUCCGCGAUAUUCUUGAGACAAAGUACACUCAGAAGCCACAACUCUCUAGCAGUCAUCCUAUCGAUACUGACCUCCUGUUUAUCAUGUAA
Messenger RNA from Fusarium sp. VM40, 1278 nucleotides. The record is from the annotation of a GenBank genome assembly. NCBI's taxonomy places the organism in Eukaryota, Fungi, Ascomycota, Sordariomycetes, Hypocreales, Nectriaceae.